GUUUCGAGGCUUUGUUUCUGCGGGAAGACAUUCCUUUCACGAUCGGGAUCACCAAAGAUCGUAUCUUUGCCCGCUGUCACCACAAUCGCGCGAAAGAUCGAAGACGAGGUUCCGCCGAUCGCGACCCACCGACACAUCACUGCAUGGUGGACCGCCGACACCCUUCCAAAAGACACUGCCAACUGCCAACACUCUUCUAGAAACACCAUUUGCAACCAACCAAACAGAUACCAAGAUAAGACGAAGAUGUGGAUCCUGCGACCGUUCCACACACUGCUAGUACUUCUCCUACUGUGCUGUACUGCUGCUGCCGAGGAUGUCCCUGAGCAGGAUUUUUUCCUUUCCUGUUCCAUGGGCAAAAUGGACGAAUUAAAUACCUACUUGGAGGCACAUCCCGACUGGGUCCAUGCACGGACGGCCGAUGGAGAAUACUGUUUGCAUUUGGCGGGAAUCUAUGGCAAAUCUGCCGUGACGACCAUGCUACUGAAACUGGGCGCCGAUCCCAAUGUCCGCACGAGCUACGACAAGGGAUUACGGAUGCAUCCCUUGAGUUGGAACGUCUACGGCAAUCAUCUGGAAAAUGCUCGUCUCUUACUGGCAGCGGGUGCCGAUCCGAAUAUGGAUUUUGAUUUCGAACACGGCGGUGAAAAAAGAAAGGUGACCGUCAUGGAUUUGCUCUAUGUGCUCAAUGAAAACAAUAAACACGGUGAUUAUGAUGACCUGAGAGACUUGUUGCUCAAGUAUGGAGCCAAGACUCUUAAGGAGUUGGAAAGGGGAGACGAGUUGUGAUACCGACUAGCUAGCAAUCCAAGUAUCCAUCAAUCAGUCUACUCUACUAAGGUACUGCAGCUCCAUAGAACGAUAUAGACGAAUAAGAGUCUCCUUCAAGACUUUCUGAUCCAAGUUUAACUCUCCUCCUACUCUAUAAUUUUUUGCUUUUUCGAUG
This is a messenger RNA of Seminavis robusta, 946 nucleotides long. The record is from the annotation of a GenBank genome assembly. NCBI's taxonomy places the organism in Eukaryota, Bacillariophyta, Bacillariophyceae, Naviculales, Naviculaceae.